AGCUAAAGCAGUAAGCAGCAGCUAAAAAAAGAUAAUCAAUCUAGUUCGUCUAAUCUCAUCUCCACACGAACACUUACGAGCUUGAGCCAUGGCCGCCGCCGUUGAGAUUGACGCUGAGAUUCAGCAACAGCUUACCAACGAGGUCAAGCUCUUCAACCGCUGGAGCUUUGAUGACGUUUCGGUCACAGACAUUAGUCUUGUUGACUACAUUGGUGUUCAGCCUGCUAAGCACGCGACCUUUGUCCCCCACACUGCUGGAAGAUACUCUGUGAAGAGGUUCAGGAAGGCUCAGUGCCCAAUCGUUGAGAGGCUCACAAACUCUCUCAUGAUGCACGGAAGGAACAACGGUAAGAAGCUGAUGGCUGUGAGGAUCAUCAAGCACGCCAUGGAGAUCAUCCAUCUCUUGACUGACUUGAACCCUAUUCAGGUUAUCAUUGAUGCCAUUGUUAACAGUGGUCCACGUGAGGAUGCUACUAGGAUUGGAUCUGCUGGUGUGGUGAGGAGGCAGGCUGUUGAUAUCUCUCCUCUAAGACGUGUGAAUCAAGCCAUCUUCUUGCUCACCACUGGUGCACGUGAAGCUGCCUUUAGAAACAUCAAGACAAUCGCUGAGUGUCUUGCUGAUGAGCUCAUCAAUGCUGCUAAGGGAUCUUCCAACAGCUAUGCCAUCAAGAAGAAGGAUGAGAUUGAGAGAGUUGCUAAGGCCAACCGUUAAGGAGGAUCUUCCUAGGCCUUGAGUUUGCAUUACAUCUCAAAGACCUUAUCUUGCUGUUUUUCAUUAGAGCUUUGGAUAUGUUUCAGAAGAUGUCCCUAUCUUUUAAUGAAGUUUUUUUUUGAAUCUUGAUCAAAACGGUUUCAUGUCUAAGAAUAUUUUCAUCUUUA
Molecule: messenger RNA, 879 nt
Organism: Brassica oleracea var. oleracea
Lineage: Eukaryota; Viridiplantae; Streptophyta; Magnoliopsida; Brassicales; Brassicaceae
Product: 40S ribosomal protein S5-1
Exons: 5
Coding region: 89-712 (207 amino acids)
Biological process (GO): translation; ribosomal small subunit assembly
Cellular component (GO): ribosome; cytosolic small ribosomal subunit
Molecular function (GO): mRNA binding; rRNA binding; structural constituent of ribosome
Source: RefSeq, a predicted model, not a curated record